[Torrubiella] hemipterigena is the source of this 1467-nucleotide messenger RNA. Lineage: Eukaryota; Fungi; Ascomycota; Sordariomycetes; Hypocreales; Clavicipitaceae. The record is from the annotation of a GenBank genome assembly.
AUGAGUAAUCAAGACAUUGACAUGGAAAAGCCUGACUAUGAAAAAGUCGACUUUCCUGCCGCGGCGCAGGGCAUAGAUCCGCAAGAUGACAAGAGAAUCUUGCGCCGAAUCGAUAUCUGCUUGCUACCGGUGAUGGCUUUGAGCUAUUUCUUCCAGUUUGUCGAUAAAACGGCAUUGGGUUCGACGGCUGUUUUGGGCCUGCGCGAUGACCUCAACCUCAGCGGCCAAGACUACUCUUGGGCCAACAGUAUCUACUACUUUGGAUAUCUCGUUGCCACGGGUCCGUUUGCAAUGGUUAUGGUUCGAUGGAAGGUUGGAAAGAUGAUCAGUGGCGCAGUGCUUCUAUGGGGCAUCACGUUGUUGCUGGCUUUUGUCUGCCACAAUGCAUCUGGUUUAUUGGUCCAGCGGUUCUUUCUUGGUUUCCUGGAGGCCCCGAUUGCCCCUGGUCUGAGUCUAAUCGUAUCAAUGUGGUACAAACGCUCCGAACAACCUCUAAGACAUGCUGGCUGGUUCAUGGGCAAUUCGUUUGCCGGUAUGGCGGGAAGUCUGAUGGCCUAUGGCAUUGGGCACAUCGAUACCAUUGCACCUUGGAAGGCCGUCUUUAUCAUUUUCGGCGCCUUGACGAUUACAUGGUCUGUUGCCCUCUAUUUCCUUCUGCCUGACACACCCACGACAGCUUGGUUUCUAAACGAAGUAGACCGCAAGAAAGCAGUCGAUCGUGUGAACGAGAACAUGAUGGGAGUAAAGGAUGAUGAGUUCAAAUGGUACCAAGUGCGUGAAUGCCUCCUCGAUCCGAAAACGUAUUUCCUCUUGGUCAUCAACUUUGCAAGUGUCAUUCCCAACGGCGCUGAGCAAGGGUUUACCUCAAUUGUCAUCAGCGGUCUUGGAUUCAAUCACUUGAAUACAUUGCUCUUACAAUCUGCCAAAUAUGUUUUUCAGGCAGCCUUUGUAUUGACUUUGACAACGCUGAGUUCCAAGAUGCGCAACGUCCGAACCUACUGGAUGGCAUUUGCGUACGCGGUCGCCAUUGUUGGCGUAGUUCUUGUCCGACAGCUACCACCGGAGAACAAAUGGGGUCGGUACUCUGGUUUCGUGAUUCUUAUUUCCUUCACAGCCAAUAUGCCGCUAAUCCUGUCGAUAAUAUCGGGAAAUUUCGGCGGUUUCACAAAGAAAGUGACCAUGAACGCUCUGUACUUCGUUUCGUACUGCGUAGGAAAUAUUAUUGGCCCCCAGACAUUCCUUCCCAAGGAAGCACCUGGCUAUAAGACUGGUUUCCUGAUCAUGCUCACAUGCUUCACCAUUGGCCUGUUGACUUGUCUCGCCCUUCGUUUGUAUCUGAUCAAAGCGAAUCGCGACCGCGACAAGGCUGCUCUGGGAACGGAAGCUGAGUUUGUGGAUGGUCAAACUAUUUUGAAUCUUGAAGACAAAACAGACCGGGAAAUCUCAGAGUUUAGAUACGUCUAUUAG